Letharia columbiana is the source of this 1272-nucleotide messenger RNA. RefSeq lists its product as uncharacterized. Gene Ontology annotation, molecular function: ubiquitin protein ligase activity. Bases 1 to 1272 code for a protein of 423 amino acids. NCBI's taxonomy places the organism in Eukaryota, Fungi, Ascomycota, Lecanoromycetes, Lecanorales, Parmeliaceae. The transcript has 3 exons. Gene Ontology annotation, biological process: protein ubiquitination; negative regulation of gene expression via chromosomal CpG island methylation. The record is from RefSeq and is a predicted model, not a curated record.
AUGUCCCAGACGAACAAGCCUCCUGUUGCAACAAUGACUGUAGGCGGCACCAACCAGGCGGAGACGAUGGGCCUCCUGCCAACUGAAGCUGCCGCCUCCGAGUCCGAGGAAAUCGAACCUACCUUUGCACCACCUACCCUUGCAUUAGACACUGUCGACGGUAUUAUGACGAAAGCGGAGAGCAAUGGUCUUAAGCCUGCGACUGUGCCAAGCAGCCCCAAUGCAAUCGUCACCUUCCCCUUCUACCCCGAGAUUGGCCGCUACGAACCCCAAGCAAUCAUUGGGCGCUUCAUCGUCCAGCUCAUGAAGCCGCGGCAGUUGACCACGAACGAGCGUCAAGUCGUCUUCAACAUCGUCAAAGCGCUGUCUCAGAUCGAAACUUUCACCCGCGCUGCCGAGGAGAGAUUGCAGAUCAAAUUCAUGCUGACCGGCAUCUUGGGGGUAUGGCCCAAGGCCACGCGUCCGUACGAGUUCCCAGAAACCUUCCAGGAAGCCGCUGCUGCCAUUCUCGCCAAAGUGGAAGGAGAUCUAGACAUCGAAGAAGUCGUCGACGAGACGCGGCCAGCCUCAACCUCCCCUGCUCCUGCGAGCAAAGGUAAAAAGCGCGGGAGGAAAGCCGCAGAUCCACGCAGCCCAGAGUCUCGCGAACUGCCAGCUCUCAACGAUCUGCCUGUCCAAUCCAUCAUGCACAACACCGUUCUCACUGACGGACGCCGCCGUGUAUAUCGCAUCGACGACAAGUCUGCUACGAGGCCUUGCAAUAGUUUUGGGCACAAUGGAAUUGCUGUUGGUCAAUGGUGGCCAUACCGCAUCUGCGCACUGCGGGACGGAGCACACGGGGCUAUGCAGAGUGGGAUUGCAGGGUCAGAGAAGAGUGGAGCCUACUCGAUAGUGGUGUCUGGCGAUUACGAUGAGCUCGACAAGGACGAAAAAGACAUACUUUACUACUCCGGCAGCGACAGCAACGCCAACACAGACCCAGCCAAUCCCAUCGUCACCCAUUAUACCAAAGCGUUGCAACAAUCCCGCCGCGACGACCGUCCCAUCCGGGUGCUGCGGACUUCGGCAGGGAGGGCUGACCAUUGUCCGUCGAAGGGGAUCCGCUAUGAUGGACUGUACCGCAUCAUCUCGGACGGCAUCGCGAAGAACAUGAGGGGUGGUGCAUACGUCCGCUUCAAGCUCGUGAGGGAAGCUAACCAGCCCGAGAUCGACAUGAGCAGGCCCACUCAGGCGGAAAAGGACGUGUAUGACCGGCUCAAGAACAGCAUUUAG